Messenger RNA from Paramecium pentaurelia, 1213 nucleotides. The record is from the annotation of a GenBank genome assembly. Lineage: Eukaryota; Ciliophora; Oligohymenophorea; Peniculida; Parameciidae.
AUGAUUAAAAAUGAAGAAAUUAUACUUUUAGAAAAUAGAUAUGAAAUUUAUUUAAAAAAAGAAAUUGGAAGAGGAUAGUGUGGUGUUAUUUAUGAAUGUUAAGAUUUAUUGAAUGAAGACCCAAAUAAAAAAAUAUGUGCAAAAAAAGUAAUAGAAUUUUAUAAUUAAGAUUACUUGUUUCUUAUAAGAUGAAAAAUCAAAAAGAGAAUUUGAAUUAAUGUCUAAAUUAAAGAUAGUGGCUAAAGGAAAUCCAAAUAUAGUUAAUGUUAUAGAUGUUUUACUUCAUGAUGAACAUGUCAUCUUAAUCUUAGAAAGGUGUGAAUGUGAUCUAUCAGACUUAAUCAGAAAAAGAAGAAGGUAAUAACAAAGAUUUACACCUGCAGAAGCAUUAGAAAUUAUUAAAUAAAUAACUAAUGGAUAUAAAUUACUCUUAGAACAAAAUAUAAUACAUAGAGAUCUGAAACCAUAAAAUAUACUUUAUCUUAAUAAUACUUACAAAGUAUAAAAUAUUAAUAAUCUUAAGAUAGCAGAUUUUGGAUUGGCAAGAAUAGCUGAUAAAUUUGGUAUCUAUACAAAAUUAGGAACUCCUAGAUAUGCUGCUCCUUAAUUAUUUUGGGAUUAUUAAUAUUCCUAUUCAGCUGAUAUCUACUCUGUAAGAUUAAUUAUUAUCUCAAUAGUUGGGGAUUAUAUUUUAUUAAUUAAUCUACGAUUCAUUUCCAUUUGAUGCUAAAGAUUUUUAACGACUUAAACAUGAGUUGUUUCUCUUGAAAUAUAAACCCAUUAAAGUUAGUAGAGAUUUACCUGAAGUUUUAUAUUCAUAUUUACCCUUUAGUUUAAGCUUGAUGAUUCAAUUCCAAAUUUGAUUGAAUAAAUGCUUUUGUAUCAUGAGAAAGACAGAAUCAAUUGGACAACAUUGUUUAAACAUAAACUAUUAAUUAAUAAUUAAUUUGAAACUAAAUUAAUUAAUUAAGUAGAAACUAAAUCAAUUAAUCAAUUUCAGGAAUUAUCAAAAUAAAUAACUAAAAUUGAGAAACCAUCAAAAAAAUAAAAUAUCAAUCAACAAACAACAGAUUUCCAAAAUUAAAUAAUUCCAAAUACCUAACCUAUCAUUUCAAAAGAAAUUUCAAAAUCAGUUAAAGGAGUUGAUUAAAGUUACCUAUUUUAAAUCUUUUUUGUUUUUAUUUUAUUAGAACUCUAAAAGAGAAAGUUAUGA